Molecule: messenger RNA, 1129 nt
Organism: Carya illinoinensis
Lineage: Eukaryota; Viridiplantae; Streptophyta; Magnoliopsida; Fagales; Juglandaceae
Product: enoyl-CoA delta isomerase 2, peroxisomal-like
Exons: 1
Coding region: 205-927 (240 amino acids)
Biological process (GO): fatty acid beta-oxidation
Cellular component (GO): peroxisome
Molecular function (GO): enoyl-CoA hydratase activity; delta(3)-delta(2)-enoyl-CoA isomerase activity
Source: RefSeq, a predicted model, not a curated record
AUUUCUAGAACCAAUAGAGAUGACUCAGAUGAGUAGGCUAACGUAUGGUUAACAUGUAUUCCAUCUUGGCCUAGCAUUUUGAUCCCUCUGUUACUCUCUGACUUCACACCGCUCCCAUCUUAUAAGGACACGCACAGAGAUAAAUGCCCGUACCAAUUACCAAACCCCUAGCCUAUCAUUAUCAACGGUCACCCAUCCACAACCAUGUGCACCUUAGAAAAGCGCGGCGACCUCUUCUUCCUAACACUCACCGGCGACGGCGAGCACCGCUUCAGCCCGACAGUCAUCGACUCCCUCAUCUCGGUUCUCUCCCAAGUCAAAUCCCAAGCCGUUCGCGGCUCCGCUCUGAUCACCACCGCCCACGGCAAGUUCUUCUCCAAUGGGUUCGACCUAUCCUGGGCCCAAGCCGCCGGAUCCUCCUCCGGCGCCCGUGAGCGGCUCCACCACAUGGUUGAGUCCUUCAGACCGGUCGCCUCCGCGCUUCUCUCGCUCCCUAUGCCCACCAUAGCCGCCAUAAACGGCCACGCUGCCGCCGCCGGAUUCCUCUUCGCGCUCAGCCACGACUACGUCUUGAUGCGGCACGACAGAGGCGUGCUGUACAUGAGCGAGGUCGACCUCGGGCUGACCUUCCCCGAUUACUUCACGGCCAUGAUGAGGUCAAAGAUCGGCUCGGUUUCGGCCAGGCGGGACAUCUUACUCAGGGGGAUGAAGAUUAAGGGGGAGGAAGCGGUGAGGGCAGGGAUAGUGGACGCGGCGCACGAGAGCGCGGAAAGCGUGGUAGAGGCGGCGGUGCGCCUGGGAGAACAGUUGGGGCGGAGGAAGUGGAACGGCGAGGUGUACGCCGAGAUAAGGAAGAGUCUGUAUCCGGAGGUGUGUGGGGUGCUGGGAUUGGCUCCCAAAACCGUAAUAGCCUCUUCCAAGCUUUAGACAGAAAUUAAUGUCAUGGCCCUUCUGUCCGUCCUUGUGCCACCAAAUAAGAUAUAUCUUGGGUCUAAUAAUCUAUGUAUUUUGUGGAUUUUCAUAAGUUGGGGUUGGGUUUUGGAUGAUAAGUGAGAUAUAAAUCAGUCACUAAACAAAGUUUGAACUUCGAAUCAAUCUCAUUGUUGGAAUAUACACAAUUUUCUUUUUA